UGAACUCCUGCUUUAGGCUCCACAUCCUUGCACCUUACCCUACUCCUCUGCAACUUGUAUUUUGUCUGCACCUGAGGACUCCAAGAAGAAUUUGAAUGCUGCCGACACAGUGCUACUACUAUUACUAGGACUGCUUGAAACUGCAACUUGACUACUUCAAACAUGGAUGUAAGGUUUUACCCUGCAGCUGCUGGCAAUGCCCUGCCUGGAGAGUCCCCCAAUCUGGACUUUUCACAAUGUUUAGACUACUACAGCUACAAGUUUGGAAAUAAUAACAACUACAUGAAUAUGGCAGAAGCCAAUAAUGCAUUCCUUGCUGCAAAUGAGCAGACGUUCCACACACCGAGUCUUGGUGAUGAAGAAUUUGAAAUUCCUCCCAUCACUCCACCUCCAGAGACUGACCCUUCACUUGGCAUGAGCGAUGUUCUGCUUCCAUUUCAAGUUAUGGGUGAAGCUUUGGCUGCCCAAGGGAAUGAAUUUACACCUCAGUUUCCACCUCAAAGUCUGGACCUGCCUUCUAUCACCAUUUCCCGCAAUCCAGUAGACCAAGAUGGAGUAUUUCACUCUAACGGCUUGAGAAUGGAUCAAAGAUCAAUUCAGAUGUCCCAAUAUCGCCAAGAUCCCUCAUUAAUUAUGAGGUCGCUGGUACACAUGUCAGAUGUGGCACGGGCUGGAAUAAUGUCUCAAAGUCAACUUACCACCAUAAACCAGUCUCAACUAAGUGCUCAGUUAGGACUUAAUAUUGGAGCAACUUCCAUUCCCCAUACAUCUCCUUCACCUCCGGCAAGCAAGUCAGCCACUCCAUCUCCUUCCAGUUCAGUAAAUGAAGAAGAUGCUGAUGAAACAAACAGGAUCAUCGGAGAAAAAAGAGCUGCACCAGACUCUGGGAAGAAGCCCAAGACUCCAAAGAAGAAGAAAAAGAAAGAUCCAAAUGAACCGCAGAAACCCGUCUCUGCAUAUGCCCUAUUUUUUAGAGAUACACAAGCUGCAAUCAAAGGUCAGAACCCUAAUGCAACAUUUGGUGAAGUAUCAAAAAUUGUGGCUUCAAUGUGGGACGGUCUUGGAGAAGAACAAAAACAGGUGUAUAAGAGGAAAACAGAAGCAGCCAAAAAGGAAUACUUAAAGGCUCUUGCAGCCUAUAGAGCAAGUCUUGUGUCCAAGGCUGCAGCAGAGUCUGCAGAGGCUCAGACCAUACGUUCAGUCCAGCAAACACUGGCAUCAACAAACCUCUCAUCUACCCUUCUCCUUAACUCCUCACUAGCUCAGCAUGCAUCUCUCGCUGCGGCAGCGCAGAAUCUCCAGCAGUCAAUUCCAAGGGCCAUUGCACCCAAACCUUUAACCAUGAGACUACCGUCUAACCAGAUUGUGACCUCGGUAGCCAUUGCACCAAACAUGCCAUCCAGUAUGGGAACUCCGUUAAUGAGCUCCAUGGGUGCACCAAUGGUUGCCACUCCACCCUCUUCACAAGUAAGCCCUUCGCUGCAGAGCCAGCAGCAUCACAUUCAACAAUUGCAACAGCAGCAGUUGCAACAAAUGCAACAGCAACAGCUUCAUCAGCACCAAAUGCACCAGCAGAUCCAGCAGCAAAUGCAGCAGCAGCAUUUUCAACAUCAUAUGCAGCAGCAGCUCCAACAACAGCAGCAGCAGCAGCAAAUUCAGCAACAAAUGCAACAGCAACUGCAACAUAUACAUCUACAACAGAUGCAGCAACAGCAGCAGCAGAUGCAACAUAUUCAGCAUCAGUCACAAAUGUCUCCUCAGCAGCCAUCGCCCGCACCUUCCCAAACUGGUGUACCUUCUCAGAUAGCAUCUCCCAUCCCCCAUAUCAGUAGUCCUUCUCCAGUAUCCCAACAUCACCAGUUACAGUCCCAGGAACAGACUCAAGUGCUCUCUCAAGUCAGUAUUUUUUAA
This is a messenger RNA of Bufo gargarizans (Asiatic toad), 1911 nucleotides long. It is a transcript of the gene TOX3, whose product is annotated as TOX high mobility group box family member 3. Gene Ontology annotation, biological process: regulation of transcription by RNA polymerase II. Bases 163 to 1911 code for a protein of 582 amino acids. Gene Ontology annotation, cellular component: nucleus. The transcript has 8 exons. Gene Ontology annotation, molecular function: chromatin DNA binding. Lineage: Eukaryota; Metazoa; Chordata; Amphibia; Anura; Bufonidae. The record is from RefSeq and is a predicted model, not a curated record.